GGUGCCGGUGCCGGUGCGCGGCCGGGGGCUGGAGCUGGAGCUGGGGAGCAGCACGCAGACGUCGCACCGGCUGCUGGCCUACAGCGAUGCCCUGCUCUCCAUCAUCGCCACGGUGAUGAUUUUGCCUGUGGCUCACACAAAAAUACAUCCUGAUCAGAAACUAGGUGAAAGUGUUCAGCAACUUCUUCUAGCAAAAAUUGCAGUCUACUUGAUGACCUUCUUAAUAGUCACAGUGGCAUGGGCAGCUCAUGUCAGGUUGUUUCAGGUGAUAGAGCUUAUAGAUGAUGUCCUUGCUCUUCUAAAUCUGGCUUGUAUGAUGAUCAUAACUUUCUUGCCAUACACAUUUUCCUUAAUGGCCUCCUUUCCAGAGGUACCUUUUGGCAUUUUCCUGUUCAGUGUCUGUGCUGUUGUCAUUGGCCUUAUACAGGCUGUGAUAGUAGCGUAUGGAUUCUAUCACCCACACUUACUGAAUCAACAGAUACAGGUGUCUGAAAAUCAGAAUUUCUAUAAACGUCAUAUCUUAAAGAUUAUCCUAAGAGGACCAGUUUUAUGCUUUUUAGCAGCCAUCUUUUCUUUUUUCUUUAUUCCUUUGUCUUAUGUACUUCUUGGGCUCGUAAUCGUUUUUCCGCAUCUCACUCGAUUCAUUACAUGGUGUAAAACCAAGAUUGUUGGUCAGAGAGGUGAAGAGGAGGAACACCAUAGCUUAGAAACCUUCACUUUUUACCUCAGUGAGCCUCUGAGUAAGGAACGGGUAGAAGCAUUCAGUGAUGGAGUCUAUGCUAUUGUAGCAACCCUACUCAUUUUGGAUAUAUGUGAAGACAACGUCCCUGAUCCCAGAGAAGUUGAGGAGAAGUUCCAUGGCAGCCUUCUUGAAGCUUUAAGUGAAUAUGGGCCAAACUACCUUGCCUACUUUGGCUCAUUUGUAACAAUUGGUCUCCUGUGGUUUGUCCAUCACUCACUUUUCCUUUAUGUAACAAAAGCUACACGAUUAAUGGGACUGCUUAAUAUACUUUCAUUGGCGUUCAUUGGUGGGCUUCCGCUAGCUUACCAGCUGACCAGUGAAUUUGCAGAGAAGUCUCACAAUGAAAUAGAAGCCAUUCAGGUCAGCUGUGUUAUCACUUUCUUUGCCAGCAUAUUUCAGUUUGCAAUAUGGACUACAGCCCUCCUCCAUGAAAGGGAAACUUUGCAUCCUUUUGCUAGAUAUGGUGGCAAGGAGCAUGCCUUCAUGUUUGCCAAGCUGGCUCUCUACCCUUGUGUAAGCCUUGGGGCCUUCUUUCUAACAUGCUUGUUAAGUGAAUUUAGCACAGCAAUUUUCCAUCUUAUGCAGAUUGUAAUCCCAUUUGCUUUUCUUGCCCUGCGCAUUUUUGUUAGAAUUUCUUUAACUGUCAUGAAGUCCGUGAUGUCUCUCUCCAGACGGAAGGUUGUAUUGUUAGAAGAAGAGGAGGCAUGUUUGUCUCCUACUGAAACACUGUCCUAAAUUUCUGCUCAGUGCAUGUGAAGUUAUAACAUUAACUUCAGUUCUUCUAACUCACAUUAUCUUCAUGUGUGGAUUAUAUUGAUCUAAACCAAAGCGUGUGUUGGCCGUAACUGGGGCAUAUUUAAGUUUUAGCUGGUCAUGCUUGAGACUCUUUCUCCAAAACCUGUAAUUGAAAAAAUUGGGUAAAUAGGGGAUACAAAGAAAAGCAUGUUCCCUUUCCUUUAGAGUUACCCUUUUGGAAAAAAUGCUGCUUGACAUGUAAGUGCAGUGAUGAUCGAUUAAGAAGUGCACAAACAGAUGCCCAGCAAAAUGCCCUUUUUUCUGACAUAUGGCAGUCAUUAUGGCAGCCAAAUACAGGUAUAGAAGCUGGUUGUGCUACUGCAAGAUAGGGAGUGAGGCUUGGAAGACAUGGAGACCUCUGGAUUUCCGGAUGGUGCAUCAUGGUAGAAUGUUUGUGCAUACAGG
This is a messenger RNA of Gymnogyps californianus (California condor), 1942 nucleotides long. It is a transcript of the gene TMEM175, whose product is annotated as transmembrane protein 175. Gene Ontology annotation, cellular component: lysosome; endosome. Lineage: Eukaryota; Metazoa; Chordata; Aves; Accipitriformes; Cathartidae. The record is from RefSeq and is a predicted model, not a curated record. The transcript has 10 exons. The coding region runs from base 116 to 1477 and encodes 453 amino acids. Gene Ontology annotation, molecular function: potassium ion leak channel activity; proton channel activity.